AUGUCGUCUAGCGGGAUCAUUGGCACCGAUCAAGACAUUGGCGCGUCUGACGAGAAGACAGCGAGUAGUGAAAGGAUAGCCGGAGGGGCGACAACCAGUCUUACCGGUGAGCUGCGCCUCAUGGUGCACAAGAACGCUUCCCUUGCGAGAACGGCAAUUGAGCUCCUCGAUCUCUAUUUGUGUUUGUGGGAGUGCUACGUCACCAGGUCUGCUGCGAUGAUACGUUUGGAAGAAGAGCGUCGGCUUCUGCAGAGCUCGAAUGACUGGCUGGCGCGCGAGAACGGGCGACUUCACGAAGCCUGCACUAAUCAAGCCCUGUUGCUCUGGGAUCGACGUCAGACCCUCGACUCAAUCCAACAGGGAGUUUUCGAGAUCCUGCAGAGUAGUGAUAGGUUCUCAAAUCAAAUGAGUGAGUUAUCUCGACGUACCCACGAGGAUGGUUUGGAUUAG
Molecule: messenger RNA, 450 nt
Organism: Penicillium daleae
Lineage: Eukaryota; Fungi; Ascomycota; Eurotiomycetes; Eurotiales; Aspergillaceae
Exons: 3
Coding region: 1-450 (149 amino acids)
Source: RefSeq, a predicted model, not a curated record